UAAUGAGACACCAUCCCCGAACUUAUGUUUUGAAAAUAUUUUCGUCCCUUUGAAUAAGACAAUGUCACUACUCUAAUCUGAUUGGUGGUAUAGAAUGAUCAACAUGAUUAUAUUUACAGAAGACUCCGGCAUCCGAACAUACCUCAGAAGGGCAAAAUGAAUGGAUAUGUUAUAACCGGAAGCUGCGUAAUUGAUGAUGCGCAGGAAAAAAUGUUUGAUUAGCAACUGAGAAAACUUUGACAAAAUUCACAUGGAAAUAAUGAUAUUUUGACACUAAUAUGCAGUAAAAGCUUAUGGAAUCAUGUUGAAUUAAUGUAACUGUUGUUUGUGCAAUAUCUCAACAUGUCAUGUGGUGGAGGAUCCGUGACAGUGUCAAAUAGAACAGAAAAAGUGAAGUCGGGAUACCUUAGAAGAUUCCAUAAGGGUUUCUUCUCCAAGAAAUGGAAGAAUCAGUUUGUCGUGUUGCAUAAAGACAGUGGAUUAGCCUGGUAUCAGGAGCAGGGGAAAUCUCAAGCUGAAGGAUAUGUAUCUGUCAAGAAUGUGGCACAGUGGCUUGCGGUUGGUGAGUUUACUAAGAAUCUUCCCAACAGACCCGUGAUUCCUCAAGGUAGCACAGAGAAAUGUUUAAUUGCAAUAGCCCAGGAGCCAAAGAAAGAUGCUGCAAUCAACUGGUUCAUAGCCACGAGUGAAAGGGAACUGGGAGAGUGGAUGAAUGCCAUAGUUACCACAUUGCCACCCCCUCCAAGACCCCAACAACCACAAGGAGGGGCACCCCCACAGGGCCAGAGACCCCCUCCAUAUGCAACAAAUGGACCAAGCGCACCUCCAGCAAUGGCCCCUGGUCAGCCUUACCCACCACCUCCACAAGGUGGACAAUACCCACCACCUCAGGGUCAACCUGGUUAUCAACAACAACAAUAUCCACAGCACCAACAACAACAGUAUCCACAACAACCCUAUCCACAACAGCAACAACAACAAAGAGCCGCCUACCCCCAACAGAGAGGAGGGAACCAAGGGGGAGGGGGUCACACCACUGUAGUUGUCCAGGAUAGAGGAAGAGACAAUGGAGAUGCCCUUCUAACAGGUAUGCUGAUAGGUGGUGCCCUAGGUUAUGGUAUGGGCGGAUACCAUCACGGUGGCUGGGGUUGGGGAGGAGGCUAUGGCUGGGGAGGUCCAGGUCACUGUCACAUGGGGUAUCAUGGGGGAGAUACCCACAUCACAAAUCACUAUGAAUCCAAUGUCACCAAUGUUACUGAGAAUAAUACUACUGAGAACAAUACCGAAAAUAACACAUAUAACCAAGAUGGUACUGGCGAUGCAGGAGCUGGUGAUGCAGGAGCUGGUGAAGCAGGUGUAGGUGAUUCAGGAGUGGCAGAUCAAGCCCCUGCUGCAGACCAAGGUUAUGGUGACCAAGGACAAGCUGACCAGGGUUAUGGUGACCAAGGUCAAGCUGACCAGGGUUAUGGGGACCAGGGCUAUGGAAAUGAUUAUGGACAAGGUCAAGGCUAUGGUGACCAAGGCUAUGGUCAAGGUCAAGGCUAUGAUCAAGGUCAAGGCUAUGAUCAGGGUCAAUAUGGGGAUCAACAAGGAUAUGAUCAGCAAGGCUAUGAUCAAGGAGGUUAUGAUCAAGGAGGUUAUGAUCAAGGAGGCUAUGACCAAGGAGGUUAUGAUGAUGGUGGAGGUUUUGAUGAUGGUGGAGGUUUUGAUGAUGGAGGGUUUGAUGAUGGAGGGGGAUUUGAUGGUGGUGAUUUUGAUGGAGGAGACUUUUAAGCUUUCGGGAAAAUCAAUUUUUUCAAUGACCAAUUUAGUACUGAAUCUUUCUCAAUGAAUUGGAUUAAUGAUGGAUAAAUUAUUACUCAAUGUUAUUUACCAAUAAAUGAAUGGCUUUGAAUGAUAUUUAUCAAACUAGAUUUUAGAUUGGAUGUUGGAACCCAUUGUCUUAUGUACUUUAUUGAAUUAUUAUACCUUGUUGCAAUAAAUUUUACAGUGAAUGUCUUAUAGUGUAUUUUUCAUGUAGGACCCUGUAAAGUUAUGAUUCUUCAGCAAAAUGAUAUCCAAUC
Messenger RNA from Owenia fusiformis, 2063 nucleotides. The record is from the annotation of a GenBank genome assembly. NCBI's taxonomy places the organism in Eukaryota, Metazoa, Annelida, Polychaeta, Sabellida, Oweniidae.